Messenger RNA from Exophiala bonariae, 2466 nucleotides. RefSeq lists its product as uncharacterized. The transcript has a single exon. Gene Ontology annotation, biological process: Mo-molybdopterin cofactor biosynthetic process. NCBI's taxonomy places the organism in Eukaryota, Fungi, Ascomycota, Eurotiomycetes, Chaetothyriales, Herpotrichiellaceae. Bases 1 to 2466 code for a protein of 821 amino acids. Gene Ontology annotation, molecular function: pyridoxal phosphate binding; molybdenum cofactor sulfurtransferase activity; molybdenum ion binding. The record is from RefSeq and is a predicted model, not a curated record.
AUGGCCACCCAUCUUAUCUCUCCGUCGUCAAAAGCUACACCGUUGGCAGAGGUAGAUGCUGAGACUGGAUACAUCAGCAAUAUCGACGAUAUCAGACGUUUGGAGUAUCCUUCUCUCAAUGGGACCACAUAUCUCGACCAUGCAGGCACGACCCUGUACGCCAAAACAUUGAUCGAGAAUUAUUCCAGGUCUCUGAUUGACAAUCUGUAUGGGAACCCUCAUUCGGCUUCGGCAGCCUCACAGCUAUCCUCCCGUCGUAUUGACGAUGUUCGAGUCGAAACAUUGCGAUUUUUCAACGCCGAUCCGGAAAAGUUUGACAUUGUCUUUGUGGCAAAUGCUACCGCGGCCAUCAAGCUUGUUGCUGAUGCAUUUCGAGACCAGAAUGGUGGCUUCAAUUACAGCUACCACGCGGAAUCUCAUACCAGCCUUGUUGGUGUUCGGGAACUUGCGUUGCCUGGUGCUCUUUGCUUUUCAAAUGAUGUCGAGGUUGACAAUUGGCUGAACAGUCAAGAAAUCGGGUCAACGACCUCGGAUUGUCCGCCAUCAUUGUUUGCAUAUCCUGCACAAUCAAACAUGACCGGUCGGCGCCUGCCCAUGGAUUGGUGUCAAAGGGUGCGAAACGCUAGCUCCGUCUCUCAUACUCCUAUGUUCACCUUGCUGGAUGCGGCUGCCCUGGUUUCAACAACUCCGCUCGAUCUUUCCAACAAUGACAUUGCCCCCGACUUUGUUGCCUUAAGUUUCUAUAAGAUCUUCGGGUUUCCUGAUCUCGGAGCCCUGAUCGUGCGGAAAGAAUCUGGAGAUAUCUUACGCAAGCGGAGGUACUUUGGGGGCGGUACUGUUGACUCGGUGACGGUGCUGAAGGAUAAUUGGUAUGCUAGAAAGGAGUCAUCCCUGCACAGUUGCCUCGAAGACGGGACUGUCCCUUUCCAUAACAUCAUUGCACUUCAGUUGGCCUUACAGACCCAUGCCAAGUUUUACGGCUCAAUGAGCAUAAUCUCCAGACAUGCAAACUUCCUGGCCUCUACCCUAUGGCGAAAGUUGGCUGCUUUAAAACAUGCGAAUGGGAUGAAUGUGUGUACAAUAUAUUCAAAGGGGUCGUUCUUUGGGUCGAAUCAAGGUCCCGUAAUUGCUUUCAACUUGAAAGACGAAAGAGGUGGGACCAUUAGCAACAGUGAGGUUGAGAAGUUGAGUAUCGUGAAAAAUAUUCAACUCAGAACUGGUGGCCUUUGCAACCCAGGAGGUAUCGCAUCACACCUGAGUUUGUCUCCGGAAGAGAUGCGACGCAAUUAUGCAGCUGGUCAGAGAUGUGGCAGUGAAAACGAUAUCAUAAACGGAAAGCCAACUGGUGCCAUUCGUUUGAGUUUCGGCGCCAUGAGCAGCAUGGAAGAUGUGACCAAUUUCCUACAUUUUGUCGACGAGUUUUAUGUCAGCUCCAUUCGCGUGGAGACAAACCUGACCUCAACACAAGUUGAUACGAUGAUCCCUCCCUCCGAUACAUAUUUCGUCGAGAGUUUAUCGGUCUUUCCAAUUAAAAGUUGUGCGGCCUAUAAGAUUCCAUCAGACGUUGAAUGGGAGGUGGGGUCGAAAGGACUUGCGUGGGAUCGUGAGUGGUGCCUUGUUCAUGCUGGAACAAAUGUCGCGUUGAGCCAGAAAAAGUUCCCUCGGAUGGCGUUAUUGCGCCCAGAGAUUGACUUGGUGAAUCGAGUGCUCAGAGUAUCAUUUGACACUCAGGGUAAUGGUACUGUUAGUUUUGAUAUCGGUUUGGACUUUGAGCAUACCUCAAUGGGUCGUCGCAGCCCAUACGAAACAAUGACCAACAGAUCAUCCAUCGUAUGUGGUGAAGAUGUGGAUGUUGAAGUAUAUACUUCAAACGAAGUAACGAGAUUCUUCAGUGAUGCACUGGGCGUCCCUUGCACAUUGGCUCGAUUUCCGAAAUCUGGAACUGUUCGUCAGGCUCAAGUGCGGAUACCUGGCAGUAUUCCUGGUAAGAUGGGCAGAGAAACCGGUAGAUCAAUCGCAUUGGCGAACGAAAGUCCGAUUCUAUUGAUAUCGCGAUCAAGCGUCAACCGCUUGAACGAGAAGAUCAAAGAAAGUAGGGGGGUCGGCAAAGCAAUUGCAGCAGCCUCAUUUCGGGGGAAUAUUGUCAUUGCAGAAGAUUUUGGCGUAAGCCAAAGGGAAACGCCUUAUGCAGAAGACAACUGGGAGUCCAUCAAAAUUGGAAAUAACAGCCAGAAUCACUUUGAAGUUCUUGGACCAUGUCAAAGAUGUCAGAUGGUCUGCGUUGACCAGAAAAAUGCGGAACGAAGGCAGGAGCCAUUCAGCACAUUGUCAAAGACAAGAAGGAGUCAUGGGCGAGUUUGGUUUGGUAUGCAUAUGUGUCUGACUCCAACUGCAAGCGAAGAUUCUGCAACCCCUGUCUAUAUUCGAGUUGGCGAUCGAGUGACACCAGCGAUUGGUAGUUCGUGA